This is a messenger RNA of Durusdinium trenchii, 3473 nucleotides long. NCBI's taxonomy places the organism in Eukaryota, Dinophyceae, Suessiales, Symbiodiniaceae. The record is from the annotation of a GenBank genome assembly.
UUUUGAAGCUGAGCUGGCGCUGACAUCAAUGCCUCCUGCUGCAAUGUCAAACCAUAGCACCGAUGAGUCACUUGACCAGCUUCGGCAGACAGCUCGUCGCAGAACAGCGGAGGGCACAGUGAAGGGCUUCGGGGGCAGGAUGCUCGUGGUUCAAUUCACAGUAUGGGAGAUGGACAAAGCUGAGUUGCAAGCCCACAAACUUGCAUAGAACAUAUCCUUUGUGACACUUGUUGGAUAGCCAAGGGCCAGAAGAACUUUCUAGGUCAGUGCAACCUGCGAGUAUAGUGAUAAUAUAGUUAUAUGAAGCAGAAGGCAGAAAUCAAAGCUGGAAGGCUACGCAAGCAUGUGGGUCGCAUACUUGCUGAGCGCCUUGGGUGUGUUUGCAAGUGCAUCAUCUAUUUGUCAGCACGUUUGCCGUACUCGUUGCUGCAGAGAGACAACCGCAAGUCUCCACAUACUUGUAGCUUCAAAUUUAGGUGACCGUGAUACGAUAUAAAGACCUAAGCUGACCUGAGCUAAGCCAGCUCCUGCUGAGUCAUUCUUCCAAUCUUGGUUUCCAGGUACCCCUUCCUUCGAGUCACAUUUCACGAUGCUCAGAAAGAUUCCACCUAGCACUGCAACAUGGAUCGUGUUGAUAACCCUUGAUGGCUGGUUGGGAAGCCACCCGAAAAACAAUCCUUGUGAAGGAAAUGACCGACCGAGACCCUCUCGGCAUGGCGGGCCCACACCGCAAAUGGCUGCAUUUGAGGCGACACCUGGCCCACGUCCAGGUGGGACAUGUGGUGUCCUGUUGCAUUCAAGGAAUUUGGGAGUCUUUGAGGAUAAUUCUGCAGUGGCACAUGGCAUGGGUGCUUGAUUCUUUGAUCAUUUUUGAUCAUAUUAUGUAUAUACAUUGCCCUUCAGAGGAGAAAAGAAUCGAUGAAAGACAACCCAAAACGCAAUGCAUUGCAAGUCAUCCAACCGACGCGAUGUCCCUGCUCGUUUUCCACCGCGUCGUCUCGUCGGAACCACGGAGGUCUCAAGUCUUCACCGAGCCGCGAGGGCCCCGAGGCAAGUCGACUGGAAUCAUCCAGUUUCACCGACGAGCCCAUGUGGAUGCAAAGGAGACCAUCCAACAAUCCUAUAGAGCAAGCAGAUGAGAAGCCGGCUUCGAGAAGCCGGCAAGAGUGGCCCGGGAUUCAACAACGAAGCAUCAUUGCCCUGGUCCUAUGCUUUUGCGCCAUGCUUUUGGCUACUGGUCCUGCGGCAUAUUGCUGGCUGAACCACGCAGGCCGAGCGGAUAUGGCGGAUGUCUAUCGGGGUGGUGCGCACCCCACGGAGGAGAACUCCUGCUGCGCAGAGGCCACCCCAGGCGCCCACCAUCGGCCGGUGCUUUACAUCGGCAGUGACUACGUGAACGAGGUGGCCUCGGGCGGCAUCAAUGGUUUGCUGAUGAUGGUGGCCACCGUGGUGGCCGGCAUCGGCAUCGACCUGCCCGGUCCCCACAUCUUGGCCAUGGGAAGUGCCAGCCUCAUCUCUUACGGCUUUUCCAUGGGCUUCGGCGCUUUCAUGGUGGAAGAGGCCAAGGAAGGUUUCGCUCGCAGCCAGCUGGAGGAAGAGUACAAUGAAGUGCGAGCCAUGCCGUCCGCCGAAGUGGAUGAGAUGAUUUGUCACUACAGGAAACGUGGCCUAUCCGAGGAGGAUGCUCGCCAUGUGGCCAAGAUCUUCUCCAAAUAUGAGGACUUUUGGGUUCACCACAUGAUGGCCGAGGAGCUAGGAAUCCAAUUGCCACGGGGCCCAACGGCUGCGAUGAAGUCGGGUCUGGCCACCGGCACUUCCUUCCUCAUCUUCGGCUUGGUUCCUUUGCUAGGUUUGGUCAUCUCCACUUGUUUGCGGAGCUGCGCCGGCCCAGCGUGGUAUCGGCCCCAAUUCUCCACAGCCAUGUCGCUCACACUGAGUGCCUUUGCACUCCUUCUACUGGGCAGCUUGGUGAGCCGUUUGGUCGGCAGCCGGACACCGUUGGUCAGCGGAAUGACAAUGCUGGCGAAUGGUUUUGCCGCCUCGAUCAUGGCCUUUGCAGUCAGUCAGCUUUUAUCCACUGAGAUGGAGAAGAAGGCUUUGGGUGCCAAAGUCUCAGAGGUCGACGAAGUGCCACAACCUGUCGCCAAGAGGUGCCCCAAGAGGCUUCGCCUUGACAGUGGUAGCUCUCAGCCUGGAUCGGGCGUGCAAAUGAGUGAGCCGGGCGCUUGGCCCACCUUUCGGCAUCAGUUUUUCCUUAGCAGUUUCAUGCUGUGGGUGGCCGUGUGUUCGGCGAUCGUGGCCUGGCAGACCUUCUCCCGGGCCUACGUCGCCUUCGAACGCAUGCACUGGGAAGUGAUCAGGGUCUUCGGGUAUGGCCUGUUGACCUGUGUGACCACGGGCUUGGGUGCAGUGCCUUUCCUCGUUGUGAAGCCUGGCCCCUUGGGUAUCGGCCUGGCCGUGGCCAACGCCGUCGCAGCUGGUAUGAUGCUGGCGGCCUCAGCGUCCAUGGUCUUCGAGGCACAUGAGCACUGCGGCACAAUGGAUUGGCAGCUUUUCGUUGGUCUUGGGGCGGGUGCUCUUUUUAUUCGUGCGAGCGAACGCUUGCAUGGCGUUGAUGAAGAAGAGGAAGAAGGCAUCGCAGCCCUCCACGAUGCGCUACUGGAGAGGAAGCAGUGGAGGAAAGCCAUGCUGAUUUUUACUGUAAUGUUCUGUCAUUCCGCCGCCGAAGGCAUCGCUGUAGGCGUUGCCUUUAGCAGGCAGCUGAAUCAUGAGUUUGGAAUCUACAUCUCAUUGCUUUUAGCCGUGCACAAUGUGCCCGAGGGCUUGGCCGUGGCCCUCGUUCUGGUUCCCCGUGGUGUUUCGGCCACAUUGGCAGCCUUCAUCGCUACGCUGACAAGCGUGCCGCAGCCUGUGCUGGCGCUGGCGGCAUUUCUCUUCGUAGAAGUCUUUCAAGGACUCCUGCCCAUCGGAUUGGCCUUCUCUGCAGGAGCCAUGGUCUACGUUUGCCUUCACGAGCUUUUGGUGGAGUCCAUGGAGCAGUUGGGCUUUACCAAAGCCGUCCUGGCAUCCUCUUUGUCUUUUGGGACCAUGUCUGCCUGCAUCUUCUUGCUCCAGUCCAUCACAGGAUUGUGAAAGGAACUGUUUGGCGUCAAGAACUUUUUGCAAAGCCCUCACCGAUGGCCAAUAGCCUUCCAAUAGCUUGUAGUUGCUAGUGGCCUCUCCAAAUUCAGAAAGCUCCGCAGCGGCAUCCUGUCGAACCUCCGUUUGUGUGUUUCUUGUUUGAGAGAGGACAUGGUCAAAUGGCACAAGCCCAUUCCCGUCGACUUUCCAAGUGGCUAAAACCUGCUCCACGUGAGGUUUCGCAACCGACGAAACCCAGUGGAGUACUCGAGCUUUUAGGCCCAAAAGUGGAUUCAUUUGGAUGUGUUUUCGUAUGUUUUCGUUAAUUAUUGACCUGCACCACCAAAUGCAAU